CUGACUCUCAGUCGUCCGUGCGCUGCGUCGGCCGCAGCUGUGCUCCGCCAUGGCCCCCAUCUCCUCACCGUCUCCGCUGACGCUGAAACUGCUGGUGCUGGUAGCAGUGACGACACUCCUUCCUGUGCUAGCUGCCCCCGGAGUGUUCGACAACAAGCUUCCCAAGGAUGUGCGGCUGCCGACCGUGUCGCGCAGUUGGAUGCGCGCUUGUUACAUCUCGCGCACGGUACCGUACGACCUGGUCGAGGCCGACCUGUGCACGCAUCUGCUCGUGUUCUUUGGUCAUAUAGGCGAUGACGGCAAGCUCUUUGUUGGCGAGUCGGACGUACCACUCCUGGCGCAGCUGGUCAAGAAGCGGGAGGAGGAGAACCCGGACCUGCGUGUCUGUCUGACCGUCGGAGGAUCUCCCAACCAGUUCGCCGGGAUCGCAGCGAGUAACGACAGUCGAGAGACGUUCGCACAGUCUGCUGCUCAGCUCAUGGAGGACAACAACCUGGACGGUCUGGACCUGGACUGGGAGUUCCCGGCGUUCGAGCGGCCCCUGCACGAGCGGCGUGACUUUUCGCUGCUGCUGGAGACGCUGCAGGCGGUGCUGAAGGCGAUGUCGCGCCCCCGCCUGCUGUCGGUGGCCGUCGGAGCUCCCACCACCAUUGUGGACGUGUCGUACGAGGUGCCGCGCGUCGCUGCAGCCGUCGACUUCGCCAGCGUGAUGACGUACGACUACCACUUCUUUCAGACGCUGACGCCGGCCACGGGGCACAACUCGCCACUGUACCCCUCGCCGGCAGAUGUCGGCUACUUCGCCGAGCUGAACUGCAACUACUCCAUGAACCUGUGGCUGCAGCGCGGCAUGCCUCGUGAGAAACUGCUCAUGGGUCUGCCAACCUACGGGCGCGACUGGAAGCUGCUGAACCCUGACAGGCACGGUCUUUACGCCCCUGCCAUUGGCCCGUGGGAAGACGGCUAUGCGUCUCUGGCAGACGUGUGUCGCCUGCUUCAGAACAACGGUACCGAAGUUUGGGACUCGUUCGGGCUCGUGCCGUACGCCUACAGCGGUGCCGAGUGGGUCAGCUUCGAGAACGCGCGCAGCAUCAUCGCCAAGGCGACCCUGGUGCGAGCGCUGGACCUGGCCGGAGCGAUGGUGUUUGACAUGGCGCAAGAUGACUGGGAGAAUGUCUGCGGCGAGGGCCCUCUGCCGCUCUUCAAACUCAUCAGGGAGAUGCUCCCGACUAUGAAAUAGGAAAACUGUAAGAAAAGUAGUGCGGAGGUAAAAGCAUGCAUUAUUCUAUUUAAUUGGUUGAAUUAUUGAUAUAUGACUUGAUUGAGCUGUGAUGGGGAAUCGCGUAUAAUACACCAUGCAUAAACUUCACCCACUUUGACGAU
Messenger RNA from Amphibalanus amphitrite, 1383 nucleotides. RefSeq names its product acidic mammalian chitinase-like. NCBI's taxonomy places the organism in Eukaryota, Metazoa, Arthropoda, Thecostraca, Balanomorpha, Balanidae. Gene Ontology annotation, cellular component: extracellular region. The record is from RefSeq and is a predicted model, not a curated record. Gene Ontology annotation, biological process: chitin catabolic process; carbohydrate metabolic process. Gene Ontology annotation, molecular function: chitin binding; chitinase activity. Bases 50 to 1240 code for a protein of 396 amino acids. The transcript has a single exon.